UUUCUGAAGGACCUGAAGAUCUUUCCAAUAAGUUGCGAUUUCUUGAAUGGCAUUCUUGCCCUUCAAAAUCAUUGCCAGCUGAUUUACAAGUGGAUGAGCUAGUUGAACUUCACAUGGCUAACAGUAGUCUUGAGCAAUUAUGAGUGCAGUUAAUUUGAAAAUCAUCAAUCUCAGCAACUCACUAAACCUGAUCAAGACUCCAGAUUUUACUGGAAUUCUGAAUCUCGAGAACCUGAUUCUUGAAGGUUGUACAAGUUUGUUUGAGGUUCAUCCAUCACUUGCACAUCACAAGAAGCUUCAAUAUGUGAAUCUUGUGAACUGCAAAAGAAUUAGGAUUCUCCCAAACAAUUUAGAAAUGGAAUCACUAAAAGUUUGCAUUCUUGAUGGCUGCUCAAAACUUGAGAAGUUUCCAGAUAUAGGAGGAAACAUGAACUGUUUGAUGGAGCUUUAUUUGGACGGGACUGGUAUUGUUGAACUAUCUUCAUCAAUUCGUCAUUUGAUUGGCUUAGGUCUAUUGAGCAUGAACAACUGCAAGAACCUUGAAAGCAUUCCGAGUAGCAUAGGUUGUUUGAAAUCCCUUAAAAAACUUGAUAUGUCUGGUUGCUCUGAACUUACAAAUAUACCAGAGAAUUUGGGGAAAGUCGAAAGUUUGGAGGAGUUUGAUGUAAGUAGAACUUUAAUAAGACAACUGCCACCAUCCGUUUUUCUUUUAAAGAAUCUUAAAGUAUUAUCUUUGGAUGGAUGCAAACGAAUAGCUGUGCUGCCUUCUUUGUCUGGUCUGUGUUCUUUAGAAGUACUGGGUUUACGUGCUUGCAAUCUAAGAGAAGGGGCACUUCCUGAACAUAUUGGCUACUUAUCUUCAUUGAGGUCUUUAGAUCUGAGCCAGAAUAACUUUGUUAGCCUGCCUAAAAGCAUAAAUCAGCUUUCUGAACUGGAAAUGCUUGUCUUAGAGGAUUGCACGAUGCUUGAAUCAUUGCCUGAGGUUCCAUCUAAAGUUCAAACGAUAUAUUUGAAUGGUUGUAUAAGCCUAAAAACAAUUCCAGAUCCGAUAAAGCUAAGCAGUUGCAAAAGAUCAGAAUUCAUAUGUCUUAACUGCUGGGAAUUGUACAAUCAUAAUGGCCAAGACAACAUGGGGUUGACCAUGCUUGAAAGAUACCUCCAGGGUUUGUCUAAUCCAAGACCUAGAUUUGGUAUCGCUGUUCCAGGAAAUGAAAUUCCAGGCUGGUUUAACCAUCAAAGUAAGGGAUCUUCAAUUAGUGUGCAAGUGCCUAAUUGGAGCAUGGGGUUUGUUGCCUGUGUUGCAUUCAGUGCAUAUGGAGAAAGACCUCUUCUUCGUUGUGAUUUCAAAGCCAAUGGAAGAGAGAAUUAUCCUUCGCUGAUGUGUAUUAGUUUAAACUCUAUCCAACUUCUGUCAGAUCAUCUUUGGUUAUUCUAUCUAUCUUUUGAUUACCUUAAAGAGGUUAAAGAAUGGAAGCAUGGAUCCUUUAGCAACAUUGAGUUGUCAUUUCAUUCUUACAAGCGAAGAGUAAAGGUGAAGAAUUGUGGUGUCUGUUUGUUAUCUUCUAUAUAUAUUACAUCACAACCAUCUGCCCAUUUUAUUGUUACAAGCAAAGAAGCAGCUUCUUCAUAUAAAGCUUCUUUAGCUUUUUCUUCAUCGUACCAUCAAUGGAUGUCAAAUGUUUUCCCUGGCAUCAGAGUCACGGACACUAGUAAUGCUUUCACCUAUUUAAAGUCAGAUCUAGCCUUGAGAUUUAUUAUGCCAGCCGAGAAGGAACAAGAGAAAGUAAUGGCAAUUAGAUCAAGACUCUUUGAGGCCAUUGAAGAAUCAGGGCUGUCAGUUAUUAUAUUUUCUAGAGACUGUGCUUCUUUACCUUGGUGCUUUGACGAACUUGUCAAGAUUGUCGGAUUCAUGGAUGAGAUGAGAUCGGACACUAUAUUUCCAGUUUCUUAUGAUGUCGAGCAAUCAAAGAUAGAUGAUCAAACAGAGAGUUACACAAUUGUCUUUGAUAAGAAUGAAGAAAAUUUCAGAGGAAACGUGGAGAAGGUACAAAGAUGGAUGGAUAUUCUCAGUGAAGUUGAGAUUUCAUCUGGAUCGAGAAGCGGCAUAGGAGCUCCAGCAACGCAGCAGCAGAUCCAGUUGAUCCAGCAGUGGAUCGAACUCCACCUCCACCAGCUCCACCUCCAGCUCCACCAGCAGCAGCAGCGGAUCCAACAUCUCCAGCGGCUCGAGCGGCGGCAGGGAUGGCUCCAGCUGCUCGAGCAGCGGCGGAUCCAUUGGAUCCAGAAGCGGGAGCACCAGCGGAUCUAUUGGAUCCAGAAGCGGGAGCAGCGGCGGCUGCUGGAGCGGCUGCGGCUGGAGCAGCGGCUGCUUGAGCAGCGGCUGUCUGAGCAGCUGCAUGAGUUUUGGUUACGAAUCUAACUUGCUUUAGCUUGAAGAUCAUCGUCAGUUUUCCAUGGAUCUAAUUUCUUAUUAGCUCUUGAUUUUCUCCUUGUUAAUUACCAUCAAAGUACAGCGAGUAGUGAUUUCAAGACAUCCUGUGUUGAGUGGGCGGAGGCAUGUAUGGGCUCGGGUGGGCUCUAGCCCCGGUCAAGAUUUUAUUAAUAUUUUUUGACUAGUUUUAUAUAAAGAAAAUUUGUAAUUCUCAAUUGAGGUAUCAAAAAAUUCUGAAAAUUUACGUGGAGUCUUCUAA
This is a messenger RNA of Populus trichocarpa (black cottonwood), 2690 nucleotides long. RefSeq names its product TMV resistance protein N. The transcript is spliced from 4 exons. Gene Ontology annotation, molecular function: protein binding. Gene Ontology annotation, biological process: signal transduction. Lineage: Eukaryota; Viridiplantae; Streptophyta; Magnoliopsida; Malpighiales; Salicaceae. The coding region runs from base 140 to 2419 and encodes 759 amino acids. The record is from RefSeq and is a predicted model, not a curated record.